Molecule: messenger RNA, 1347 nt
Organism: Penicillium waksmanii
Lineage: Eukaryota; Fungi; Ascomycota; Eurotiomycetes; Eurotiales; Aspergillaceae
Product: NADH:flavin oxidoreductase/NADH oxidase family protein
Exons: 2
Coding region: 1-1347 (448 amino acids)
Molecular function (GO): FMN binding; oxidoreductase activity
Source: RefSeq, a predicted model, not a curated record
AUGACUUCUCCCGCACCGAGAUUUGACUCUCCAGAUGUCGACCCUAGUGCAUUGGGCAAGCCCCUUCAGUUCACCUUCUCUGGCCGCUCAGCGCCGAAUCGUUUCAUGAAGGGUGCUAUGAGCGAGCGUCUCGCAUCAUUUUCCUUGAAUGAUCUUGCUUCCCGUGGUAUCCCAUCACCUGCUUUGAUCCAAGCGUACCAGGGCUGGGGCGAGAGCCAAGUGGGUAUCAACCUCACUGGCAAUGUUAUGAUUGAUCCUGGUCACCUGGAAGCAGCCGGUAACCCAGUCAUCCCGCGAGACGCAGAAUUCUCUGGUGAGCGUUUUGAGCGUUUCCAGGAGCUCGCGGCUGCCGGGAAAGCGAACGGGAUGCUCAUCAUUGCCCAGGUCGGGCACCCAGGUCGCCAAACUCCUCAACAUCUGCAACCCAAUCCUAUCAGUGCAAGUGAUGUGCAGGUGAAGGGUGAGCCUAUGGGCAUGAAAUUUGCAAAGCCCCGUGCCGCGACUGAAGAAGACAUUGCAAAUAUCAUUGACGGCUUUGCCCAUGCCGCUGAAUACCUCGAGAAAGCUGGAUUUGACGGCAUACAACUCCAUGGUGCACACGGCUAUCUUCUUAGCCAGUUCUUGUCUCCAACCACUAACCUGCGCACCGAUAAAUACGGUGGUGACCUGAAGAACCGCAUGAGAUUGAUCUUGGAAGUCAGAGACGAGAUCACUAAGAGGGUCCGCAAGGACUUCGUGGUCGGCAUCAAGAUUAACAGUGUCGAGUUCCAAGAGAAGGGAUUCCAGCCUGAUGAAGCUAGGCUGCUCUGCGCAGCUCUUGAAGAACACUCUUUUGACUUUGUUGAACUAUCCGGUGGUACCUACGAAAUUUCUCCAAUGUCUGAGCAUAAGCGACCCUCCACGGUCGAGCGCGAAGCCUUGUUCCUCGAUUUCGCCAAGAUCAUUGUUCCUGGCUUGACAAAAACAAAGUCAUAUGUCACUGGCGGUCUCAGGACCGUCGGAGGAAUGGUCAAGGCGCUAGAGACCGUGGACGGAGUUGGUCUUGGACGCCCUCUAUGCCAGGAGCCGAACUUGUGCGCGCACAUCCUGUCCGGUAAGGUCAAGGGAGCUCUCGUCCAAAAAAUCAACAUGUAUGAAUUCGGUGCUACAGCUGGUGCAUCGGGUGUUCAGAUUUUGCAGAUGGGCAGCCACCUGCAACCAAUUGACCUGUCUCAGGAAGCCAAUGUGGCGAUGCUCUUCGGCGCCUUGGGUCCAUGGGCUGCUGCUAGACAAAAAGAUCUGGAGCUUUAUGCGUUCCCUGCUAUUGCCGGUUACGAUACGCCCUACUCUGCCUCUACCCUGCUAUGA